AUGACCUCUGUCGAGAAUUUCCAACCCGCAUGCCGAAGUCAUGCCCUUAUCUUCGGAGCCUCCGGGAUCACGGGAUGGGCGGUUGUGAAUGCCCUGCUUAAUGAUUAUCCCGAGCCCGCAGCCUUCGAUCGCGUUACGGCGCUGACCAACCGACCCAUACAGCAUCAGGCCUUACAGUGGCCGUCUUCGCCCAAGCUGCAACAUGUCCAGGGAGUGAAUUUGCUCCAAGGGACACAGGAAGAGCUCAACGCCCGAAUCAGUGCUAACGUGCCAGACGUGGAGUCCAUUACAACCGUCUUCUUCUGCGCGUACCUCGAGGGACCUGAUAUGGAGGCUGAAACCACGACCAACACAGAACUGCUUAAGAGGGCAAUCUCAGCCGUUGAGGCUCUCAGCCCAAAGUUGCGAUUCGUAAUGAUGACCAUGGGUGUCAAGAUAUACGGCCUGCAGCGCGUCAGCAGUUUCGCUCAGGAAAGCGAGCUCCCUCUGCGGGAGACACAAGUCUUCUUUCCGGCGCCCUUCGACGAUGGGCUUUUCUACUUCCACCAACUGGAUCUGUUGAAGCGCCUUUCCGCCGGAAAGUCGUGGACCUACGGCGGCGUCAUCCCCGACGGGGUGGUGGGGUAUGCGCCGCACAGCUUCCGCUCGAUGGCCAAGCUGCUCGCCGUCUAUCUCAGCCUGUACUGCGAGAUUCACGGGACCGGUGCGACGGUCGCCUUCCCCGGGACGGCGACGGCGUGGGGGGCGCAGAACAGUGAAUGCAGCCAGGACAUCGUCGCGCGAUUCGCCAUAUACGCGAGCCUGCAUCCAGAGGAGUCCGGGAACGGGCGGCUGUUCAAUACCGCGGAUACUGUCCGUCCCACAACCUGGGCGGAGCGGUGGCCAAUACUCUGCGAAUACUUUGGGCUUCAUGGUGUGGGCCCGAACGGGGGAGACGGCCCUGGGCCCGAUCCCGGGCAAUUUUUCGUGGAGAAUCGCGCAGUAUGGGUUGAGGUGGAGAAGCGACAAGGCCUGUCUGGAGGUCACUUUGUCACGGAUGAGGGCCCCGUCUCCGGGGAGUUUGUAUCGCAGGUCAUCUUCAGCAUGCUUGACUUCGACCGGCAGCUGGAUGUAUCGGAGAUGCAUCGGGUCUGGGGCAGUGUCACCGAGGAGGUGGACAUUAGGAGCUCCUGGUAUCUGGCGUUUGAUCGUAUGCGAGCGGCGAACAUUAUUCCUUGA
Molecule: messenger RNA, 1218 nt
Organism: Aspergillus aculeatinus CBS 121060
Lineage: Eukaryota; Fungi; Ascomycota; Eurotiomycetes; Eurotiales; Aspergillaceae
Exons: 2
Coding region: 1-1218 (405 amino acids)
Source: RefSeq, a predicted model, not a curated record